GGCGACGGGCGGCGCCAUCCACAGCACACGUCGGAGCGUCGGAGGAGAAGCCGAGGCGGGGAGGGGGGGGGGGCUGCGUCGUCGUCGUCGUCGCGCAGGCAUGGAGGGCGAGAGGGCUGCGGCGGUGGUGCGGCGGCUGAUGGCGGCGAAGGCGGAGAGCGGGAAGAGCUUCUCGGACAUCGCGGCCGAGACGGGGCUCACCAACGUGUACGUGGCGCAGCUUCUGCGGCGGCAGGCGCAGCUCAAGCCCGACACGGCGCCGGCGCUGCGGGCGGCUGUGCCGGGGCUCACCGACGACCUCGUCGCGCUCAUGAUGCAGCCGCCGUUCCGGUCCUACCACCCGGACAUCAUCCACGAGCCCGCCGUAUACAGAUUGAACGAAGCUGUUAUGCAUUUUGGAGAGAGCAUCAAGGAAAUUAUCAAUGAGGAGUUUGGCGACGGAAUCAUGUCAGCUAUUGACUUCUACUGUUCAGUUGACAAGGUACAGGGUGCUGAUGGAAAAGAUCGUGUGGUGGUCACUUUUGAUGGGAAAUAUCUUCCUUACAGUGAGCAGAGAUCUGAGCAUAUGAUGUCUAGGCUGAAUCGCAGGACAUCUUGAGAUGACUGGUGUUGGGACAAACAUGAUGUAUCAUCUGCUUCUGCUUGUGGAUGGGAAAGUGCCGAGCAUGUUUUUACUCGCAAUAACCGAUGAAAUAAAAGUAUUGAUGUAUACAUGAAUAAAUUGUUUAAGUCGGGAUACAGUUUGUUGUCACCUUUACUACUUCUAUCAUUGAAUAAAGUUAAUAAACAACA
Oryza brachyantha (malo sina) is the source of this 792-nucleotide messenger RNA. RefSeq names its product cyanate hydratase. The transcript has 4 exons. NCBI's taxonomy places the organism in Eukaryota, Viridiplantae, Streptophyta, Magnoliopsida, Poales, Poaceae. Bases 101 to 598 code for a protein of 165 amino acids. The record is from RefSeq and is a predicted model, not a curated record. Gene Ontology annotation, molecular function: DNA binding; cyanate hydratase activity.